AUGUUGGAUUUCACUGCAAUAAUCCUCCGUUCCCCAGUCCACGCUUUGGCAUAUGCCAUUGGAAUGAUAAUUGUGUGGCAAUUGUCGGCUGCAAUCUAUAAUCUCUUUCUACACCCACUGCGCAAAUUCCCCGGUCCGGUUCUCCAACGUGCUUCUAGUCUCCCGUGGGCAUAUCAGCAUUCUAUUGGUAUACAAGCUUUCCACACCCAGAAGCUUCAUGAUAGAUACGGACCCGUGGUGCGGAUCUCGCCAAAUCAUCUAUCUUUCACCGAUGCGCAGGCAUGGAAAGAUAUCUACGGGUCCCGCACCGGAGGUCAUGGUAGUGUGAAUGCAUCUGGCAUGCCCAAGGCUGAUAUUUUUGCUCGCACGGUGAAACAAGUUCCUGCGAACAUCCUCAAUGCUGAUCAUGAUGAACACCAAAAGUAUCGUCGGGCCUUGUCAAACGGAUUUUCCAGCAGCUCCAUGCGCGAGCAGGAAGAAAUCUUCGCUGAGUACACAAACUCCCUAGCUUCCAAACUCCAUGAGAGAUGUGAUAGCGGUAAAGCCACACUCAACAUUGAAGCCUGGUACAACUGGACGACUUUUGAUAUUGCUGGCGACCUCGUGUUUGGGCAACCCUUCGAAUGCCUUGCAAAUGCUGACUAUCACCCCUGGAUCGCGUUUAUCUUCCAAACUGCUCGUUUCAAUGCUGUCAUGGUGGCAAUGAAAUACGUUGGACUUGGGUGGAUAGUCGAAACGCUUUUUGUACUUGGCGGGAUGGUUGCGAUGGAUACCCUACGAGAAAACACCGCGAAGAUGUUGAACACACGAUUAAGUAUGCCGCGAGAUAGAAAGGACCUUUUUGAAGGACUUGUCCAGAAAAGGGAAGAGUGGAACCUCUCCUUCGAUCAGCUUGCAGGAAACGCAACCGUCCUGAUUUUGGCUGGCUCUGAGACGACGGCAACUACUCUAUCCGGAGUCACGUUCCUGCUUCUCAAGCACCCUGAUGUUCUGCGCAGGCUCGAGAAAGAGAUACGAUCGUCUUUUGAAAAAUCAGAUGAUAUCAACAUCAAUUCAGUGAGCAAAUUAGCGUACAUGCUGGCCGUGCUGAACGAGGCGCUUCGCAUGUAUCCGCCUGUAUUGUCGGGUUCUGUGCGGCGGGUUCCUACACAUGGCGGCCGAAUUGCGUCGAGGUCCGUGGCGGCCGGGACUCUGGUCGAGGUGCAACAAUGGGCAGCGAAUCACACCAAGGGAAAUUGGUCAGAUCCAUUUGCCUUCAAGCCUGAGCGAUUCAUAAAUAGGGACAAAGAAUCUCGCGAUAAUUUAGAUGCGCUCCAAGCCUUCAGCGUCGGGCCCCGUAACUGUAUAGGUCAGAAUUUGGCGUACGCAGAAAUGCGAUUGAUUCUGGCCCGGGUUAUCUUCGACUUUGAUAUUACAUAUGCAGGCGAUAUUGCAAAUGAAGAUUGGAUUGGACGUCAGAAGGCGUUUGGUGUCUGGGGAAGAAUUCCUCUUAAUGUACAUUUGACGCCUGUGGCUCACUGA
Colletotrichum truncatum is the source of this 1521-nucleotide messenger RNA. Its product is annotated as isotrichodermin C-15 hydroxylase. Gene Ontology annotation, molecular function: oxidoreductase activity, acting on paired donors, with incorporation or reduction of molecular oxygen; iron ion binding; heme binding. The record is from RefSeq and is a predicted model, not a curated record. NCBI's taxonomy places the organism in Eukaryota, Fungi, Ascomycota, Sordariomycetes, Glomerellales, Glomerellaceae.